Molecule: messenger RNA, 2868 nt
Organism: Pleurotus ostreatus (oyster mushroom)
Lineage: Eukaryota; Fungi; Basidiomycota; Agaricomycetes; Agaricales; Pleurotaceae
Product: DNA-directed RNA polymerase II subunit rpb1
Exons: 9
Coding region: 1-2868 (955 amino acids)
Biological process (GO): DNA-templated transcription
Cellular component (GO): RNA polymerase II, core complex
Molecular function (GO): DNA binding
Source: RefSeq, a predicted model, not a curated record
AUGCUCGCGAAUGUCUGUUGGACAUGUAAGUCGGACCCCAACUUCUCGGACAAGAUCCGCCACAUUCGCGAUCCCAAAUUGCGUAUGGCGGUCGUUUGGAGCCACUGCAAGACGAAGAUGAUUUGUGAACCCGAUGAGCAGAAGGACGAGGCCGAUGGUGCCGAUGCCGAGGAACCCAAGAAGGGGCACGGCGGUUGCGGCUAUACCCAACCCCAGGUGCGGAAAGAAGGUUUGAAGCUGUUCGUGCAAUCUAAGAAGUCGAAGGAAGACGACGAGGAUGGCAAGUUGCUACAGACCGACAAACGGCUCAUCACGCCGUCAGAGGUGUAUACGACGUUCAAAAAGAUGACGGACUCCGACCUCCAAAUCAUCGGGCUAUCCGAGGAGUAUGCUCGGCCAGAAUGGAUGAUCUUGACCGUCAUGCCUGUUCCUCAGCCGCCUGUGAGGCCAAGUAUUGCUGUAGACAGGGGCGCCAUGCGAAGCGAGGACGAUCUGACAUACAAGCUCGGGGACAUCAUCAAAGUCUCGGCCAACGUGCGUAGCUGCGAACAGGAGGGUGCUCCAGCCCACGUUAUCUCCGAGUUUGAGCAGUUGCUCCAGUUCCACGUUGCUACCUACAUGGAUAAUGAUAUCGCUGGGAUACCCCAGGCGCUCCAGAAGUCCGGUCGACCUGUCAAGGCGAUUCGUGCUCGUCUAAAGGGCAAGGAAGGAAGGCUACCUGGGAAUCUGAUGGGUAAACGUGUUGAUUUCUCGGGGCGUACCGUCAUCUCAGGGGACCCAAAUCUGGAGCUGGACGAAGUAGGCGUACCGAAGUCGAUAGCCAUGAACUUGACCUCCCCAGAACGAGUCACACCGUUCAACAUCUCUUAUCUACAGGAGCUUGUUCGUAAUGGUCCAACAACGUACCCUGGUGCUUGGUAUGUAGUCAGAGAUACGGGCGAGCGUAUUGAUCUGCGGUAUAACAAGCGGGCGGAUGCUUUCCUUCAAUAUGGCUGGAUUGUUGAGAGGCAUCUAAAGGAUGGCGACUACGUUCUUUUCAAUCGCCAGCCCAGUCUUCAUAAGAUGAGUAUGAUGAGUCAUCAGGUGAAGCUCAUGCCCUAUUCGAUGUUUCGCCUGAAUCUUUCCGUUACGCCGCCUUACAAUGCCGAUUUCGACGGUGACGAGAUGAACAUGCAAUUGUCGCCCCAAGCGAACAAGUCAGUCAUGGGGAUCGUGCAAGAUACCCUUUGCGGUAUACGCAAGCUCACGCUGCGAGAUACGUUCAUGGACUGGAAUGCCGUUCAGAACAUUCUCUUGUGGGUUCCUGAUUGGGAUGGCAUAGUGCCGAUCCCAGCCAUCAUCAAACCCAAACCGAUGUGGACGGGUAAGCAGAUCCUCAGUUUGGCCAUACCUCGGGGAAUCAAUAUCUUCCCCGCGGCUGAACCUAUAUCGUCGAACCCCGUUUUUGACGAUGGCAUGUGCAUCGAGAACGGAGAGAUCGCCUGGGGGAUAGUCGAGAAGAAGACUGUUGGUGCCUCUCAAGGCGGUCUCGUCCACGUCGUCUUCCGCGAGAAAGGCCCCGAGGGCGCGCGCGCUAAGGUCGUGAAUUACUGGCUUUUCCAUAACGGGUUCAGCAUUGGGAUUGGGGACACGAUCGCAGACGCCAAGACGAUGGCCUUCAUCACGCAAACUAUCGCCAGCCACAAGGCCAAAGUCGCAGCCAUCACCGAGCGAGCGACUAUCGACGAGCUCAAGGCCGCCCCCGGUAUGACAAUCCGUGAAUCCUUCGAAAGCCAAGUCGAGCGGCAACUCAAUUUGGCCUGUGAUACAUCUGGUCAGUACGCGCAAAAGAAUUUGAAGGAGGACAACAACGUCAAGCAGAUGGUGGUCGCCGGUUCGAAGGGAUCCUUCAUCAACAUCUCCCAGAUGUCGGUUUGCGUGGGGCAACAGAGUGUGGAGGGGCGACGUAUACCAUUUGGCUUCCAUCAUCGAACGCUUCCUCACUUCACGAAGGACGAUUUCAGUCCUGAGGCAAGAGGCUUCGUCGAGAACUCGUACCUUCGGGGGCUAACGCCCCAGGAGUUCUUCUUCCACGCCAUGGCAGGUCGUGAGGGUCUCAUCGAUACUGCCGUCAAAACUGCCGAAACGGGUUACAUCCAGUGUCGUCUCGUAAAGGCCUUGGAGGAUGUUCAGGUCUGCUACGACGGGACCGUCAGAAACUCCCUUGGCGAUCUUAUUCAGUUCGUCUAUGGUGAGGAUGGUAUGGAUGGCGCCUUCAUCGAAAAGCAGAACAUCGCGACCUUCGGUGUCAACCAUGCUCAAUUCAAGCAUAAUUAUCACGUCGACGUCGUUGAUCCUGCUGGAGGUUUCUUGCCAGGCGUCCUGCAGGUUGGAGUCGACGACUCCUCCCCAGAGCUGCAGGCGAAGCUAGACAAGGAGUUCGCCCAACUCUGUGAAGACAGGAAACUCUUGCGCGAUUUCGUUUUCCCUCGAGCAGUUCCUGGCUCGGCCCACUACCUUCCUGUCAAUCUGAAUCGAGUCGUGCAGAAUGCCUGCCAGAUCUUCCACACUGACCGACAGAAACCAAGCGAUCUCGAACCAGCCUACAUCGUCGAUGCCGUAAGAGACCUUGUAAAGCGCCUCAUCGUCGUUCGUGGCGACGACGCCUUGAGUCGUGAGGCGCAGACCAAUGCCACCCUCAACUUCAGCAUGCAUCUUCGCGCUACGUUCGCAUCUCGGAAGGUCCUCGAACAGCAUCAUCUAUCUAUCUUAUGCCCGGCCAGUGCUAGCACUGGCCGGGCUAAGAUAGAUGGUGGGGAUAACCGAAACACGGUGUUAGAAAUCCGUAGCCACACUGUGGCUACGGUGGGAAAAUUUUAUAUACCUUAG